AUGUUGGCUCGCGAAAAGUGGCAGAACAGUUUAACCAUAAGGGAUGAAAUUAAUAAAUCAAAUAAGUUAUUCCAGUCAAUACGAAACAAAAAAUCAGAAGUUGAAACCGAACUACGCGAGUCCUUUGAAGAAACGGAAACUUUGUACAGGACCCAAAUGAAAAAUGAUUUCAACAAAGAGUUCAGUAUGCAUGAUGAAAAAACAGCACUUAAAACUCAAUUACAAAACAUUAUUAGAAGAUACGACGCGACUCUUAGUGAAAUGACUUAUGAUGUAAUUAAUCUGGAUAAGAAAUAUAGCGAUAUUCGAGAGAUAUAUGAUGUGUUCAUGGAAAAGUACAAUUCAAAAGAAAAAGAAUAUUUGGAAGUUCUGGAACAAAUGGAAAAGGAGGAAAAAACCCGACAAGAGGAAAUGUUAAUGUUAUUUAUGAUGAAUCGAGCAGCACGAUUUAUACAAAAAUAUUGGAGACGUUAUCGUAAGGAUAAGAAGAAAAAAUCAAAAAAAGGCAAAGGUUCGAAAUCAAAACGACGAUAA
Molecule: messenger RNA, 534 nt
Organism: Teleopsis dalmanni
Lineage: Eukaryota; Metazoa; Arthropoda; Insecta; Diptera; Diopsidae
Exons: 3
Coding region: 1-534 (177 amino acids)
Source: RefSeq, a predicted model, not a curated record